AGCUGAGGAGCUCGUGAAUGCAAUGAGUGGCAUAUUUGACCAUCGUCCAAACAAAUUAGCACUGCGGAAGGAAUUUGAGAAUCGCUUGUGGCGUAAAGACGAAUCUUUUUGCGACUACGUUUUCGAGAAGACGACUCUGGCCAAUAGAAUCACUGUCGACCCAGAGGAGCUGAUUGAUCUGAUGAUCGAUGGUAUCCCGGACACCCGAUUGCGAGAUCAAGCAAGGAUGAAUCGCUAUGAAAGGGUGGAGGAUCUCUUAGACGCAUUUAAAAAGAUCACACUUUAUGAGCAACCAAGGAGUGAUCGAGAUCAUCGAACUGUUAAGAAGCCGUCAUCUGUGAAGCCGACGGCGGGAGCGGAUGCGACUCGUCCAAAGGAGGCUCGUUGUUUUAACUGCAACGAGGUUGGCCAUGCUAAAAGGGACUGCACGAAGCCGCAGCGUGAAUGGGGUUCCUGCUAUUGCUGUGGCAGCCUGGAGCAUCAUUCGAGGAACUGUACGCAGAGUCGUCCGACGGCGAGCACUGUUCCAACGCAGGGGACAUCGAGAUCAACGGAGACUUCGACCCAUCUCAUUCAGCCAACGCGUCCUGAGUAAACCCCGUCGUAUUAUAAGUGACCGAGGAACUGGUUUUACUUCUGAAGCCUUCAAGGGAUUUUUGACUGAGCAAACCGUCGAACACGUAUUGAUAGCGACGGCGACACCUCGCGCAAAUGGACAAGUAGAACGCUUCAACCGAGUUAUCACACCAAUGUUAGCGAAAUUGUCAGAACAACCAAACCGUUGGGAAAAGGUUUUAGGCGCGGUAGAAUUUGCGUUAAAUAAUUCUGUGUGUCGUUCGGCGAGAGAAACGCCGAGUCGCCUACUGUUCGGGAUUAAUCAAUUGGGCGAAAUUAGUGAUAGUUUGCGUCUUGUGUUGGAAUCGGACGGAGAAGAUGAAAGAGAUCUGCUUGCGAUAGGUGAUAAGGCCUCCGAAAAUAUUGCGAAGUGCCAGCGGGCAAAUGAAGAAAACUAUAACCGGAAGCGUAAGCCGACGACCAGAUAUCAGAAAGGAGAUUAUGUAAUGAUUUCGAAUCGAGAUGUGACACCAAGUGUAAAUAAGAAAUUGUAACCGAAAUUCAAGGGACCUUAUGUUGUAGAGAAGGUUUUAGACAAUGACCGAUAUGUCAUUAAAGAUGUAGAGGGGUUUCAGUUAACACGCGUACCAUUUACAGGAAUUGUCGGUCCUGAUCAAAUGAAGCCUUGGAUCCGUUAUUAAAAUUAGUUUUCGAAUCGAUAUUUCGGCGAGAUGUAAUGUGCGAUCAUUAUUUUAAUAUUAUACAAUUUAUAUUUGUUACGACCUCUUGACCGAGGACGGUCAUUAUGUCAGGGCUGGCCUAACUGUAGGCAUUCGACGUUGCGAUGCUCGAAUUUGAAAUUCUAUUUAUCAGGUUUGUGUCUAUCGAUCACCUGUUUGUCGUCUUCUGUUGACAUCUAACAAGGCCACAGAGAAAAUUAUAAAUUCGCUUGCUUGUGGAGACAUACAGACAUUUGACGUUUCAGUAAUUUGGUAACAUCGGCGAAGAGCAACCGUAACGAGAAGCCCGGAAAGUGAUAAUAAAGCGAGUGACCGUUCUGACUCCAAUCCUCGACACUGUAUUCUUCAUAAUAAAGAACAACGAUUAUAAACCAA
Molecule: messenger RNA, 1670 nt
Organism: Ooceraea biroi (clonal raider ant)
Lineage: Eukaryota; Metazoa; Arthropoda; Insecta; Hymenoptera; Formicidae
Product: serine/arginine-rich splicing factor RS2Z32-like
Molecular function (GO): zinc ion binding; nucleic acid binding
Source: RefSeq, a predicted model, not a curated record